Rhincodon typus (whale shark) is the source of this 5595-nucleotide messenger RNA. RefSeq names its product jerky protein homolog. Gene Ontology annotation, cellular component: nucleus. The transcript has a single exon. The record is from RefSeq and is a predicted model, not a curated record. The coding region runs from base 93 to 1859 and encodes 588 amino acids. Gene Ontology annotation, molecular function: DNA binding. Lineage: Eukaryota; Metazoa; Chordata; Chondrichthyes; Orectolobiformes; Rhincodontidae.
CGCACUUGGCACCUUCCUGCUUCCUGUUCCGCCAUAUUGUUUGGGACAGUCAGAAAGUGUUGGCGGUUUUUGUGAAUUGCCCAUCUGCCGUCAUGGAAACUUCAAAAGCCGGCACAGGCAGCAAACGUAAACGUGUGGUACUGACACUCAAGCAGAAAAUAGAAAUAUGUCAGCGGCUUGAGAAGGGAGAGAAGCGCAGUCAGAUCAUGAACGAGUUCAACAUUGGCUCGUCCACCAUUUAUGACAUAAAGCACCAGAAGGAGGAACUGCUGAAGUUUUACACAUCUUCAGAGAGCAGCAGGAGUGCGGAUAAGAGGCGCACACUGAAGAAACCUAAACUCGAGGAACUUGACAGAGUGCUGUACGAGUGGUUUGCCCUGAAGCGCCUCCAGGGGGUUCCGAUGACAGGGACAAUCCUGAUUGAGAAGGCCAAGGAGUUCUACACCAAGCUGCAGCUGACAGAGUCUUGUGCCUUUUCUGAAGGCUGGCUCACUUGUUUUAAAUUACGGCAUGGGAUACGGCACCUUGACAUGUCAGGGAAGAACACAGCAGCUGAUUGCGAAGCUGCGGGAUCGUACUGUGAUCAUUUCGCAAAGAUCGUUGCUGAACACGGUCUUUCACCCGACCAGAUCUAUAAUGCUGAUGAGACCGGGCUGUUCUGGAGAUGCCUUCCCGAAUCAGUUCUUGCAGGAUCUGGUGAAGCUAGCGCUGCUGGAUUUAAGAAGAAUAAAGACAGGAUAACAGUCCUCGUUUGCGCCAACGCCGCUGGAACUCACCAGAUAAAACUUUUUGUCGUCGGGAAAUCCAAGAAUCCAUGUGCUUUCAAGAAUUUGCGUCAUCUGCCUGUUAGAUACAGUGCUCAGAGUAAUUCAUGGAUGGACGUUCAAUUAUUCACUCAUUGGUUUCACUACAUUUUUGUGCCUUCAGUUAAGCAGCAUUUCAGAAAGAAUGGAAAACCCGAAGACAGCAAGUGUAUCUUAUUGCUAGACAACUGUAGAGCUCAUCCUCCGGAGUCGAAAUUGGUGUCAGGAAAUAUUUUUGUUAUCUAUUUGCCACCGAAAGUAACUGCGUUAAUCCAGCCCAUGGACCAAGGGAUCAUCGAAAAUUUAAAGUGUCACUACAGAAAAGACUUCUUACGUAAACUUUUGAGCAAUAAUGAAAAGAUUACCGAGUUUCAGAAGGCGUAUAGUUUGAAAGAUGCAGUGUAUAACUUAGCUUGUGCUUGGAAGUUGGUUAAACCACAGACUUUAAGGCGUGCUUGGCAUAAAUUAUGGCCUAAUGUAAGUUUAUCUUCAGAUGAAGAAUUCAAAGAUUUCAGAAUUCGUCAGAAGAAAAGUACAGUCAUGGAAAUGGCUUUGAUGAUGAAAAAUGUGCGAAGUGAUGAAAAUCCUAUGUGUAAAUUGAGUGAACAAGAACUGGAACUAUGGGUUGAUGUUGAUAAAGAUGUUAGUGUUGUGCAUGUGUUAAGUGAUGAUGAAAUAAUUAAGAGUGUCUUGAAUCCAACAAAAGAGAGAGAAUCUGAAAGAGAAACUGACGAAGAAUUGCAUGAAGUGAGGGUUUCUUGGGCUAAGGCUGCAGAGGCAUUUCAGGUGGUGCUUAAAUUUGCUGAAACUCAAAAUUGCUACACCGUGCAAGAUGUCAUUCGGCUACAUUUAUUGCACUCUACAUUCUUACAGAAAAAACAAGAUUAUUUUAAGCAAGCUGACAUUCAGGAUUUGUUUAAGAAAGUGCUGAUUCAUAAGGGUUCUGGUGAUCCUCAUAAUGAAAAUGCUGAACCAGGUGGUGAUCCUUGCAUGGUAGUGACUGAUCUUGAUGAUCCUAGUCAUGUGAUUGACACUGAUCCUAGUGAUAAUGUUUAAGUCUAAUUUACAUUUAUGUUAUGAUCUAUAAAUUUUAUUUAAGGCAAAGUUGCAUUAUUAUUUAAGUGAUUUAUGCUGUAAAUAGAGUACAGCAAACUUUUUUAUUAACUGGCACCUAUGGUACCAGGGGUGCGCUGGCUGAUCAACCAGAAUAUUUUAUCAACCAGCAGACUUCUGGUCCCAUAGGUGUCAGUUAAUAAAAAGUUUGCUGUAUGUGAUUGUAAUCCACAGGCACUGAGAGUGAUGCAAAAUACAGUGAUACUGUCAAUAAGAAGCAGCAAUGUAUGAACAUAGAAACAGACAAUUUAGUAGCAGCAGUAGGACAUUUAGCCCCUCUAGCCUAUGCUAUCAUUUGAUAAAAUUAUGUCUGAUUUGACCACAGCCAUAAACAUACAUUUCUGCCUAUCCCUGAAAUCAUUUCAAUUACUUUUUAGUUAAGAAUUUAUCUACCUGCCUUGAGCACAUUCAGUGACCCAGCCCCAAUUGCUCCCUAUGAAGACAGUUCCAAAGAUUCAUGAUCCUCAGAGAGAUAUUUCCUCCUCAUUGCCAUCUUAUUUUUAAACUGUGUCCCCUCGACAUGAACUCCUCCGCAAGGGAAAACAUCCUCUCAGCACCCAGCCUGUCAAGUCCCCUCAGGAUCUUAUGUUUCAGUAGGAUCACCCCUCAUUCUUCUAAACACCAAUGGUUACAGGCUCAACGUGUUCAACCUUUCUUCAUUAAGUAACUCCCUCACUGCAGGAAUCAGUCGAGUGAAUCUUCUCUGCAUUGCUUUUGAUGCAUUUACAUUCUUUUUUAAAUAAGGAGACAAAAACUAAGUAAUACUCCAGAUGUGGCCUUAGCAAUGUUCUCCACAACCGUAGUACAACUGCCCAACUUUUAUUUUCUAUUACUGUUGCAAUAAACAACAAUAUUCAGUUUGUCUCCUGAAACACUUGUCGUGCCUGCAUACUGACAUUUUGUGAUUCAUGCAUCAGGAUGUCCAGACCCCCUGUAGCUCAGAGUUCUGCCGUCUCUCUCUCCGUUUAAAUAACAUGCUGCUUUUCUGUUCUCAACAACAAAUAUCCCUUUUAACAGAACAAUGUAACCCCUUUCAAAGGGCAAUCCAGGCUUACUAAUACUGUAAGGUCCUCUGAUGGAAACUGCAGGAGGAGCACUUACAAUGCUAACCACAGAACAAACACUAUCUGACUGCAGGCACAUCUUUACAGACAAGAAUGAAAAAAUGAAUGGUAUUUCCAUCAAUCCAUUAAUAAUGAAUAUUAUAAAAUUUCAUUGUUGAGAUUGGUCAUUUUUUUCAAACUUAGAUGCACUCUAAAAAACUUUUAAUUUAUUCCAAAUUUAGAUUAAUGACUCAGUUUUCUUAUUGAAUUUUGUCUCAGACCUCAGGGUCACAGUUACUGCAGUUCAGCUUUCCUUUCACCAGGGGGUGUCACAGCAUUCUGUGACAUUCUGAAGCAUUCUGUGUUCGUGAUCUGAUACUGCACUUUUCAAUGUACGCAAGGAUCCCAGGUAACACAGCAGGUUUCAUUCCUGAGUACAUCCAUAAGUCAAUUGGUACAGAAGUCAGAACACAAUACAUAAGUGUAAAAUAUUUGUUUGUAAGUAUGAGUUCACAAGCAGGAUCCCGUUCCUAAAUAUCAGAAAUUCUAAGUCAGACAUUUGUAAAAUGGCUACCUCUGUAUUUUGAAACAGUUUGAACAAUUGCAUUUAAAUUGCCCAUUUAUCACAAAGAGCACCCCAUGAAUCUUCACCAAUAGUGGAAAGGAUAUCAGAUGUUGACCAGGCAAGAUUAGGAAUUGCAAGCAAAUGUUCAGAGUCAGAAAUGAGAUUCCAAGACAGAUGGAGAGCUUUGUGCGAGUUCAAAAGAGAAGUACUGUAAGCCCAGUUUUAAAUUGUUUCAUUCAGCGCCAUUGCUCUUUAACAUUGCACAUAUGACGGGGCAGUUUAUGCGCAUUUAGCGGGACUUCUGCUUCAGCAUUGUUUCGUGCCAGGGCCAAUAUAAUGUUUUGUGACUUAAUGGCACUGUUUUGGAGCAGCCUGUACCAUUCCCCAACUCUUUCUCACCCCAUCAACCUCUCUCUCUCCCUGACUCUCUCCUGUAUCCCAAAUCUCUCUCUCCGUCUCCCUGUCUCCUUGACUAUUUCCCAUUCCCCAACACUCCCCUAUCCCUGACUCUCUCCCACUCCCCAACUCACUCCCGUUUCCUGACUCUCUUUCCUACUCCUUGACUCUAUUGAGAGCCUCACUUCUGACUCCCAUUGCUGUUACACAUGCAAGAAAGGGAGGCUCAUUUUAAUCUGGCAAGACCAGCAGCUUUAGUGUCAGGUACCACGCAGAUCCAUUGUGGAUAUCCUGAGCUAAUUAAAAAUAUAUUAUCCACCCACCCCCAGUGAGAUUAGAACUCCCCCCUUGCCACCUUCACAGUCUCUCAAACUCAGCGCCCCCAUAUCCAAGGGCCUGCCAAAACUCCAGAUUGCCAUCCUUCAGUCCACCCUCCAUUUGUCCUCCUUCAGGAACUGGCUGUAGUCCCAGCAGUGGCCAUCACUUGAACCUAGGCUGCUGGGACUACAGUGCCACCAGCAAUCCAAAGGGCCUGCAGAACUGUAAGGUGGCAUUUCUUCCCUAGGUGGACCAUGUGGGGAGAGGUCUCAUUCUUAGUCACUUAACACUCUGAGUGCUCUGUGGCUGUGGGCAGCCAGUUUCAGCAGGGAGGUGUUCUGGUGGUCCAGCCUCGCAUUUGUGUGGUGCGAAUGUUACUUCCCAUUUUUCAACCCAAGCCUGGAUAUUGUUUGGGUCCCAUUGCAUUUGGCAUAGGCUGCUUCAGUAUUUGAGGAGUUGUGAAUGAGGCUGAAGAUUGUGCAAUCAUUGGCGAACUCCCCCACUUCUGACAUUAUGAUGGAAGGAAGGAUAUUGAUGAAGCAGCUAAAGAUGGUUGGGCUGAGGACACUAGACUGAGCAACUCCUGGAGAGAGAUCCUGGAGCUGAGAUGACUGACCAAUAGCUGCAACCAUCAUCUUAUGUGCCACGUAUGACUCUAACCAUUGGAGAGCUUUGCCCUGAAUCCCAAUAAAUCCACUUUUGCUACAGUUCCUUAAUUUCACAAUCAAUCAGAUGUGGCCUUGAUGUCAAGGGUUGUUAUUCUCACCUCAUCUCUGGAAUUCAGUUCUUUUAUCCAUGUUUGAACCAAGUCUAUAAUGAGGUCGGGGGGCAGAGUGGCCCUGGCGGAAGCCAAACUGGGCAUCAGGGAGCAAUGCAAUCUCAAGGGAUAUGGGGAUAACAACGCAAAAUGAUAUCGAAGUAAAUCAGUCGUGAUCUCACUGAAAGGUGCAGUGAGCUCACAGGGCUGAAUGGCCUUUUUAUUAUGUUCUUAUUCUGAAAUACAAUGCAUUGUUUAAAUUUGUUGUACUUACAUCUUCUGCAUUCACAGCUAGGACACUGCUGCUCUUUUUCAUGGUGAGAGUGUGUGGUCCAGUCCUGUGCUAUGGAGACGGUGGUCACGGUGUAUAAACUUCAGCCAGUCUGCGAUGAAAGUAAUGUGCUGGUCACUGCAUCAGGAGUUACCAGUCCUGAUUUCAGUUGUAUGAAGACUGUGUUGCCUGGAGUCUGCGAGUAUUUUAGCCAAUUAUUUUCAAAUUAUUGGCACCAGGUAUAAAAUGUUUGCAGUUUCUAAUGUCUCCUGUAAAUGAAAAACAAAGUAUUACAUGUUCAUGUGAAUUUAGGCAAAAAUAAAAUUGGA